Molecule: messenger RNA, 2258 nt
Organism: Thunnus maccoyii (southern bluefin tuna)
Lineage: Eukaryota; Metazoa; Chordata; Actinopteri; Scombriformes; Scombridae
Product: zinc finger protein OZF-like
Exons: 2
Coding region: 264-1823 (519 amino acids)
Source: RefSeq, a predicted model, not a curated record
AAGAGCUUGUUUAACUACAAACAGCUGGGCCAACUGCCACUAAUAAUAAUUAUAAGAACAACGUUAUAAGAACAAAUACAAGAACACAUUUUUCUAAUGUCGGAACCAUGAACACACACACCUGUGGUCGGAACUUAUUAGUGUAACAUCCAGCGGAAGUAAACAACACAGGAGCUAGUCGCUUUAGCUGCAGGGUGUGUUGACUUAGCUGGGAGAAGUCUAUCAGUGUGACAGUGAGACAUCUUACUUGUAGUAAAGCAAAAAUGUCUUCAAUUCACUGUUUUAGAGAGUUAAUCAAUGAGCGACUAACUGCUGCUGCUGAAGAAAUAUUUGGAGUUUUUCAAAAAACUAUCGUCGAGUAUGAGGAAGAGAUCGAUCGUCAGCGCAGACUGCUGGAUAUCGCUUGGAAAUCUGAAAUGGAUUUACACAUAAUAGAGCUCCCACAGCAACAUGUCUGUAAGGAGGAGGAGGAGGAGGUUCUCAGUGACCAGCAGUUCUGUGACCAGGAGAGGAACUCCAGUCUGGACCAAGAGGACCCAGAGCCUCCACAGAUUAAAGAGGAACAGGAGGAACUCUGCACCAGUCUGGAGGGAGAGCAGCUGGUGCUGAAGCAGGAGACUGAAGCCUUUAUGUUGACUCCUACUUGUGAGGAAAGUGACAACAGUGAAGACCAGACAUUAGACUUGAGUCCUGAUGAAACUCAGAGUGCAGCAGAGAAAGAGCAUUUUGUCAGCAUGUCAGAUAAAAGCUUUGUGGUACCAGAACCAAACUGUGAUGACCAGCUCCUCUCUCACAACUUUCAUGUAGCUGAGAGCCAAGAUCACAAAGGAGGCAAACGAGACUCAGGAUCAACUAGAAAUGCAGAGCCAAAAGCACAGACCAGUCACCACAAAGGCAAAAGUCACACUGUCCGUGAAGACAAGUCCACCAUGCUGAAGAUUCACAGUGACUCUUAUACAAGGAAACAAUCUUUAAAAUGUGACACCUGUGAGAAAAGUUUCUGUUCGACAUCAGCAUUGAACGCUCAUUUAACAAUCCACACAGGUGAAAAGCCAUAUUCUUGUCAGACAUGUGGGAAAGAUUUCAGAUGUAAUAGCGGAUUGAUGGCCCACAUGAGAACCCACACAGGUGAGAAGCCAUACAUUUGCAACACCUGCGGGAGAAGGUUCGGCCAGUCGUCAAACUUGAUAAGGCACAAAAGAUUACAUACAGGUGAGAAGCCACAUUCUUGCGACACCUGUGGGAAAAGAUUUAGUAAAAUGUCAGGAUUGAAAACUCAUAUGGCAGUCCACACAGGUGAGAAGCCUUAUCUUUGCAACACCUGUGGGAAAGCGUUCUGUUUGACAUCAGCAUUGAACGCACAUUUAGCAGUCCACACAGAUGAGAGGCCAUAUUCUUGCAAAACAUGUGGGAGAAAUUUCAGAUAUAAGAGCGGAUUGAGGGUCCACAUGAGAACCCACACAGGUGAGAGGCCGUACUCCUGUAACAUCUGCGGUAAAAGGUUUUAUCACCCGUCAAACGUGAUACAGCACAAAAGAAUACACACAGGUGAGAAGCCGUACCUUUGUAACACCUGCGGGAAAGGGUUUUGCAACUCGUCAAACUUGAUAAAACAUAAAAGAAUACAUACAGAUGAAAGGCCGUAUCCUUGCAAAAUAUGUGGGAGAGAUUUCAGAUCUAAAGAUGUAUUGGUGGUCCACAUAAGAACCCACACGGGUGAGAAGCCGUACUCUUGUGACACCUGCGGGAAAAGAUUCAGUCAGACAUCCACAUUGAAAUCUCAUAUGAGAAUACACACGGGUGAGAAGCCAUAUUCUUGCUAAACAUUGGGGAGAGAUUUCAGAAACCAUAUCUUUGCAACACCUGUGGAAAAAGAUUUGUCAACACUGAAAAGGAAGAUCCACAACAAUUAGAGGCCAUUUUCUUUCUGACUUGAAGCAUGAGAAGAGCCCACAAGCAAGUAUUUUCCAUUUAAAAAAAAGAAGCCACAACAUCUUUGUGUAAAAAGAAGAGUUUGCCGUCAACAAUGACUUCAUGUUUUGUUAAACUGAACUUGUAUUUUUUUUACAUCAUAUUACUGUGUUGCUCAUGUGGGAGAAAUGUAUUUUUAAGGACUGUACGCAUUGUUCUUGCAAUGUUUUUACUGAUUUUCUUCCAUUUCCUGCUGUUUUAACUUCCUCCCUGGAGACUGUUGUGUAUUUACGUGCUGCAUGAUUCUCUUCUCCACUGUAUGCUAUAAAACAGGAAGUGACAACUGA